CUACGUGACGUCAGUUCAGCUGUCGUAUAAGUUAUUUCCCGUUUUCUUUCUUAUCUCUUGUUUUUAUAAAUUGCUCUCAGGCCGCAAUUAACCAUAAGUCAGCAAUGUUACGAUAAGCGAUCGCAGUGUUAUUAUUGUGUAGUCAGUGUUUUUUGUCGGGAAUAUCGCUUCAGACCGCUUUCGGUGCAAACAUGGUUACCUGUUCCAAUACUUUCGUAUUGGUUUUAUUUUCUGUAUUGAUCAGUGAAUGUGUGCCGCGUUCUAUAGAAGAAGAUGAAUCAUUUCUAAGUGUACCGAAAUAUACAAAGUAUGAUGAUUUAGUGAAAUUGUUCGCGGACCUAGAAAAAACGCACCCGGAUCUCGCCAAAGUUUAUUCUAUCGGGAAAUCUGUAGAAGGACGUGAAUUGUUGGUUAUCCAGAUAUCUGAGGAUGUGAAGAAGCCGCACGCUGGCCGGCCAGCGUUCAAGUAUGUGGCGAACAUGCACGGCGAUGAGGCAGUCGGCCGGGAGCUGAUGGUGCUCAUGGCAAAGUACCUGAUCCUGAACUACGGCAAGAAUGAUAGGGUCACGAAGCUGGUGAACAACACGGAGAUCCAUCUGAUGCCGUCGCUGAACCCUGAUGGAUUUGAGAGCAGUGUUGAAGGCACCUGCGACUCCAACGGCCUCGGCCGCCACAACGCCCGCGACGUCGAUCUCAACCGCGACUUUCCCGACCAAUUCGAUCGCCACCGUUCCGACGAUGAGGCUUAUCUUUUCGGGAAUCGACAGCCUGAGACAGUUGCGCUCAUGAAAUGGGUCAUGGGGAAGCAGUUUGUGCUGUCCGGCAAUCUGCACGGAGGAACGGUGGUCGCUAGUUAUCCUUAUGAUGAUUUAAGGUCUGGCAAAGACUGUUGCGAGGAAAGCCAGUCGCCAGACGAUGCGCUUUUCAAGCAUCUUGCUUUAGUAUACGCGUCCAAAAACGAGGUGAUGCACCAAGGCGACACGUGCCCGCCUGAGAAAUUCAAGGAUGGCAUCACUAAUGGUGCCGAUUGGUAUUCUGUUAAAGGUGGCAUGCAAGAUUUCAACUAUCUCCACUCCAACUGUUUCGAAGUGACCUUUGAGCUCUCAUGCUGCAAAUACCCCGUUGCCGCUGAACUGCCUCGCUUCUGGAGGUUGAACAAAGAUGCCAUGCUAACUUUCAUUGAACAGACUCACAUAGGAGUCAAGGGUUUCGUGGUGGAUGAAGAUGGUGAACCUAUUAAGAACGCAUUCAUCAAAGUGGAAGGCCUGCCCCACUUCGUGAAGACGACGGAACAGGGAGAAUUCUGGAGAUUAUUGCUACCGGGACAAUACAACAUCACCGCUUUGGCUCAAGGCUUCGAAUCCCCAACCCCGACCACCGUAACAGUGCCCAGUAACCAAACCGAAGCCGUGCCGCUGAAGCUGGUGGUCCGCCGCCGCGCCGUCGGGAGAAUAAAGUUAGAAAACAUAGAAGUCCCUGAAGUAGUCAUCACUGAAGAAAAACCGGAGCAAAACCAACACCGUCGUGACGUGCCCAAUCUCCCUGCAGCCGAUUUCACCCACCACGACUACCUGAAGAUGGAGAGCUUCCUCAAGGACCUCGCGGCUUUGUAUCCGAAGAUCACCAAGCUCAGCAGUAUUGGGAAGAGUGUGGAAGGGAGAGAGCUGUAUGUGCUGGAAGUGACAAGAGACCCUGGGAGACAUAUUCCUGGCAAACCCGAAUUCAAAUACGUAGCCAACAUGCACGGAAACGAAGUGGUCGGUCGCGAGCUUCUACUACUGUUGGCCAAAUAUCUGUGCCAGGAAUACACCAACAGCAACGAGCGCAUACAGAAGAUGCUGAACAACACCAGGAUACAUCUCAUGCCGAGCAUGAACCCGGACGGAUAUGAGAAGAGCACCGUAGGUGACUACAAAAGCACGCACGGUCGCGAGAACGCACACAAUGUCGAUCUGAACAGGAAUUUCCCAGAUCAGUUUGGUGAAACCCCGGAUAACCAAGUAGCAGAGCCAGAGACCAAAGCAGUAAUGGACUGGUCUCUCUCCAUCCCAUUCGUAUUAUCAGCAAACCUACACGGAGGUUCCUUGGUCGCCAACUAUCCCUACGACGGCAACCCAGCCAUGCACAGCGGAGACGAAUAUCUGGCACCUGAUCACGAUCUGUUUGUACAUCUAGCGCAUACUUAUUCUGACACUCAUAUGAAAAUGCAUUUGGGAAAACCCUGCAGGAGCUACCCUGAACGGUUCCCCGAGGGCAUCACCAAUGGCGCCAAAUGGUACGUGCUAGCCGGCGGUAUGCAAGACUGGAACUACCUACACACCAACGACAUGGAAAUCACACUGGAACUCGGCUGUUUCAAGUUUCCCCCUGCUUCCGACUUGCCUACCUACUGGGCGGACAAUCGGGAGGCAUUACUGACGUACAUUGAGGAGGUUCACAAGGGCGUCCAAGGCUUCGUCCACAGUCAUAUAGGCGGGAAUCUCUCUAACGCGACCGUGUCGGUGUCCGGGAUCCGGCACAACGUGCGCACGGCGCGCGACGGCGACUACUGGCGGCUGCUCGUGCCCGGCCGGUACAACGUCACCGCUAGCAAGCAUGGCUACGAGAGCGUAACAGAAGAAGUGGUAGUACCAGAAUCCGGCUCCGUCAGCGUCAACUUCACUCUGAUGCCCGACGACCCGCAACACUGGUCCUCGGCCUACGACUUCCGCGUGCUAGACAAUAUAAUGCACACGCGUUACCACUCCACCCUCGAGCUAUACGCCGAGCUGGCCGAGCUGGAGAACAAGUUCCCGGCCAUUGCGGAGUUCCGCUCCGGGGACAGCCUGCUCACCGCCUCGCUGCACCAGCUCAAGAUGACCGACAGCGUCGGCUCCCCCGAAGAAACCAAACUCCAUAUGGCCCUAAUCAGCAACCUUUACGCCUCCCACGCCGUCGGACAAGAAAUGCUGCUCAACUUCGCCCGCCACAUAGCAACAGCGUAUUCCCUCGACGAACCGAGACAUAAACGGCUGCUCGAGAACGCUGUGCUGCACUUUAUACCUAACCUAGACCCGUUGUAUGAAAAGAUUCUGCGCCAAUUUAGCGGUGAACAAUGCCAGUUAUCGCCGCUAGAAGAAGAGUUCGGCGAUAGUCUGUACCACUACAUCACCAAAACUAACCUGAGUCCAUUAACGAACUAUACACGAGAGAAGGCCUUCGUAGAACUCCUCAAGGCUGAGAAAUAUGACAUCGUGUUGCAUCUGUCUUCAGGCACGGAAGACGUAGCAUACCCAGACCUGUCACGCCAUCUCUUCGAGCAGUUCGCACAAAAGUACCAGAACAACAGAACACCCAUGGACAAAUACCAGUGCCGCAGCGCCCCCUCCAACCACGGGAACUUACUCGAUGUGCUGUGCGAGAGGUACAAUACGCCGGUGGUAUCCCUGGGAGUGAGCUGCUGCAAGAUGCCGAGCGAAAGCGAUAUAGCUUACGUUUGGAAAAGCAACCUGCGCGGCAUCAUGAAAUUCGUCGAGUUAGCUAACACUGGUAUCCAGGGGUAUAUAAAGAGUGAAUCCGGCGGGCCGGUCCGCGAUGCCACCAUCGUCUUAAGAGACUUCUCACGUCCGUACCGGGCCAGCCGCAACGCCGCGCACUACCGGGCCUCCCUGCCACCGGGCACAUACCAGGCCGUUGUGUCCGCUAAGGGAUACGUGGACCAGGCACUGACAUGGCGAAUCAUAGAAGGGGAAGUGAAACAGAAAGACAUCAUACUGCGCCGUACCAACACCGAGCUACCGGGAGGCACUUUCGACGACAAGGACUUGUACAAUGACCCCAACAUGGUCUAUAUUUCAGGUCUAGCCAUCGACCACAACAGCGUACCGCUAAACACAGCUACGCUACUAGUUUACCCGCUCGGCUCCAAAAAGCUGGUCGACCCCGUGGCUACCAACACUAGUGACGCCAACGGCCGAUUCGUAGUCAGUCUACCGGUGACGUACAUGGGAAGAGAAGUGCUUAUGACUGCCGAGAAGGAAGGAUAUAUCUCUAGACAGAGACACAUUAUGGUAAACAAGAAUGAGAACAUGACCCCCGAAGUGCUUUUCAAACUGGAAUCCGAUGACAAAGUCCUCGGCAUGUCCCGCCUCGUGUUCGUCAUGGUUGCCGGCGUAGUGGGCGUGGCGCUGGUGACGCUGGCCGCGUGGUGCUUCAGCUGCCGGCGCACGCGCGACGCGCGCCACGACUACAUGUUCACGCAGCUGGCCAGCGACGAGAAGCGGCCCUUCACCGACGACGGGAAAUAUGAAAUAGUGUCCAAGCCGUACUACGACGUGGAAGAGUUACCGCCUUCCGAGACAGAUUCCGAAGAGGAAAUCGUGUUGCUGCGGAAUGAUCGCGACUGGAAACCUGUAGAGAACCUCAUCGACUAAGGAAAAGCUGUCUUAUUAGUAGGGAUUAGAGCUACGUCGAAUAAUACAAGUAACAUAAGAUAUUUUGCUUCCAAGUUUAAAUGAAGAAACCUCAUUAACUAAGGAAAUAGUGCCUUGUUAGCAGGGGUUAGGGUCCAUUUUAGAUCGUAUCAUGUUACAUAAGACAUUUCAAGCCCGUACUCCUCAUCUACUAAGGAAAUGGUGUCUUGAUACUGCGGGAUAGGGUCCAUUUUACAUCGUAUGUUGUAACAUAAGACAUUAGAAACCCGUACAGAAUCACAUCUACUAAGGAAAUAGUGUCUUGUUAGCAGGAGUUAGGGUCCAUUUUACAUCGUAUUAUUCAUGUUACAUAAGACAUUACAAACCUGUCAUCGACUAAGCAAAUUAUGUGUUUUGUUAGUAGGGAUUAGGGCCCAAUUUUCGUCGAUACAAGUAACGUGAUACAAAUUUCAGCAGCUAAAAAUAUCGUGUCGUGUUACCAGGGAUUAGAGUUCCUUUAACAUUGGAUGUAACAUAAUACCUUUUGGGUUUAAGGUAGGUAACCUCAUUAACUCAGGAAAUAGUGCCUUGUUAGCAGGGAUUAGGGUCCAUUUUACAUCAUGUAAUACAAUCUCAUCAACUAAAAUAGUGCUAUGUUAGCAAGACUAAAUUAGGGUUACAUAUGUUAGGGUUCAAAUGUCUGGUAUAUUAGAGGUGUGUUCUAUGGAGCAUACUUUUUAUAACGACAUCGUAAUUGUUCCCUUAGUAAAUCUUGUUUAUUGUGAUCUACAUAUUUUAACAAUAUUUUACAUCGAAUAUUACUUUUAUUUAACUCGUAAGACAAGAUCUCUGCUCCUAUUGGCUCAAAACAUACGAUUAGCCAAGUAAAAUACUACCCAAUUAGUAGUUAUUAAGGUCCAUUUUACAUCACAUGCUAAUCUACAUGUAAUAUAUGGCAAGAAAUAGGAAACCGGGUAUAGAAAAUGUAUCCGUAUUGUAAUGAACAUAAAGUUUAAGAUUUCAUUUAACUACUGUCUCUUUCCGAAUGUAGUAUAUGAAAGUCGUCGAUAAGCCUGACUAGGCAAUGUGAAUAAUAGUUUAAUUAAUUUUAAAUAUAGUUCUAAUUAAUUAUUUAUCUCAUUUUAAAAUAUGUAUACUUAAAGAUCUCUAUUUAUUUCCAUUACUGUCGAUUUACGUAGCAGUAUUAAGACUAAUAAGAUUUAAAAUUUUAUAAAUUUUUGAUGAGUUUGUAUUUAUGUGGAAAUCGGUAUUUUUAUUAAAAGAUUUAUUAUUGUUCGUAUUUAUUAUUUGAUAUGUUCUAUUUAAUAUAAAACUAACUUUUAUUCCAAAUCUAAUGCAUUUUAUAUUGUAAAUUAAAAUGAUAUAACACGAAUUUAUUAAAUGACAUUAAUUUUACAAAUUAUUUGACUAUUCUGUCAUUUUGCCUUAAUACUUUCUAUGUACCUAUACAUUCUAUUGCGCAUUUAUUUUAACAACUUUAGCGAGAAAUAUUGUUCCUCAUUUAAGUAUAUUGUUUAAAAUAUUAUAAAGUGUAUAGUUUUGUUAUAACGAAUUACGUAGGGAUAAAUCAAAAUACCUACAUGCAGGAAAUUCAUAUCCUAAUUUGAUAUUAUGAUUUCAUGUCAUGAUGUGUCUUAAAAUGAAGUUCGAUCAUAAUAUUUGUAAAUCAUUUUGAUUCACCGUCUAUUUUAAAUAAUUAUACAUUCGCAUCAUUAUAUUUAAAUGUCUUUCCAUGGAUUUAUACUUGCUAUUACAAGAAUUAAUCAGUGACUCAAUUACUAAGUUAUUAUAAUUACGAAUUUACUGAAGAAUCUCCAAGUUUAUAUAUAUUGUAUUUAAAAAAAAUGUUGUUAAUCGGUAAAGUAGCCUUGAUGUGGAGACUAAAGAAAAUAAUAAAAUAAUAACUUAUAGUAUUUUGUUUUAUGAAAAAUCUAAUUAUAUUUUUUGGUGCUGUAUA
Cydia strobilella is the source of this 6369-nucleotide messenger RNA. It is a transcript of the gene svr, whose product is annotated as carboxypeptidase D-like. Gene Ontology annotation, molecular function: metallocarboxypeptidase activity; zinc ion binding. Bases 192 to 4412 code for a protein of 1406 amino acids. The record is from RefSeq and is a predicted model, not a curated record. The transcript has 26 exons. Gene Ontology annotation, biological process: protein processing; peptide metabolic process. Lineage: Eukaryota; Metazoa; Arthropoda; Insecta; Lepidoptera; Tortricidae.